Molecule: messenger RNA, 642 nt
Organism: Botrytis porri
Lineage: Eukaryota; Fungi; Ascomycota; Leotiomycetes; Helotiales; Sclerotiniaceae
Exons: 1
Coding region: 1-642 (213 amino acids)
Source: RefSeq, a predicted model, not a curated record
AUGAGUGAAAUGAUGCUACAGCUCGCGGGAGGUAUGGAGUUCAGUUCCAACCCUGCGAUAAAGAAGACACUCACCCUGCGUAACAUGUGCCAAGACUAUAGAGAUGGAGGUGGAAGAGAAUGGAGAGGGACAUCUCCACCUGAGCUCGACGGCGCAGUGGAAGUAGGCAGAAUGUGCAGAAUGAGAUCCUUCGACAAUUCCAUAGGUGUGCCGCAUAACAACAGCUUUACAGGGUUCGAUAUGGUAGAUCACGCUAACGACAUCUCAUUAUUCAUGAACUGUGUCAGAGAUGACAUAUUGACUACGCUGGCCGCCAAGAGAUUAUGGUGUCCUACGGGGUUGAAGACUGUAACCAAUGAAUCCCAGAGGUUGCCUGAUGACUCUGCGCUAAGGAGGUGGUUCACGUACGACAGCCAGGUGACGCCGGUUACGGGUAUCAUAGGCACGCUUCAUAACAACACUGCAAUAGACCUAGUUAUACCGGAGGAUCCCAAGAAGCCUGAUAUCAAUGCCCGCGCUUUCAAGGAUGUGUACAUGGGAUUUUACUGCGCGGGUCAUACCUCGCAUUCCGACGAUAAACCUGAAGCUCUUUAUUCUGAAGUGAUAUUAUUCAGAGUUAAACUUUUUAAUCUUACUUUUUGA